Oncorhynchus tshawytscha (Chinook salmon) is the source of this 1867-nucleotide messenger RNA. RefSeq names its product sialoadhesin-like. NCBI's taxonomy places the organism in Eukaryota, Metazoa, Chordata, Actinopteri, Salmoniformes, Salmonidae. The record is from RefSeq and is a predicted model, not a curated record. The transcript has 8 exons. The coding region runs from base 26 to 1444 and encodes 472 amino acids.
UCUGUGCCUCGACUUUGCAGCUCUGAUGCCUCAGAAUAUAGAGGCUCUGAGUGGAUCUUGUGUGAACAUUCCCUGCUCAUUUACACUGGGAUCUGGAUAUGAGUCGUUCCUCACAGCUUCAUGUAAAGGAAUAUGGAGGAAAGGGUGGACAGGAGUACAGGUGUUUGAUUCUAGUCUCACAGGAACAGGCUUAAACACCAUUCAAGGGAAUCUAACUGGGAACAUGCAGCAGAAGGAAUGUACCACAAUCCUGAAUGACCUCACAUCUUAUCUCAAUGACUACUUUUCAUUUAGAAUUGAAUGUGACAAUUAUCUGAAAUAUAAUUUUCCAGAACUUGUCACAAUUUAUGCAAAAGAAAAUCCAUCCAAACCCACUCUAAGUCCAGCAACAGUAAAUGUGAUGGAGGGGACCUCAGUGAGUCUGAUCUGCUCUGCUGCAGCACCCUGUCCCUCACUCCCUCCAACUCUGACAUGGACCCCCACACUGAGUGACAGUGUGGAGGAUUUGCAGGUGACUCCGAAUCGAGUCAUAACUUCUAUCCUGAACUUUACCGCUUCACAUGUCCACCAUGGAGAGAAGAUCUCCUGCACUGCGCUGUACAAACGACAAGCUGGCAAGAGUGAUAAAUCAUCCAAAACUGAUCUGACAGUCGCUGUUCUUUACUCUCCCAAGAACACCUCAGUGUCAGUCAGUCCCUCUGAUUCAGUGGUAGAGGGCAGCUCUGUGACUCUGACUUGCAGCAGCAAUGCUAACCCAGCAGUGGGGCGCUACAACUGGUACAGUGUUAUUGGAGAGCAGGUUUCAACAGUGAGGGCUAGCAGAAUGCUAACUGUCCAGAUACCAGCAGAUGACAGUUAUUUCUACUGUGAAGCCAUCAAUGACCAUGGAACCGAGAACUCAUCUGUCAUUCAACUAGAUAGAAUGUGUAUCCCCUCCCAAGAACACCUCAGUGUCAGUCAGUCCCUCUGGUUCAGUAGUAGGGGCAGCUCUUUGACCCUGACCUGCAGCAGCAAUGCCAACCCACCAGUGAAGACCUACACCUGGUACAGAGUCAAUGAGAGCAAGAUGGUCCCAACGGAGUCUAGAUCUCCAUCUCUGGUUCUGCAGGAUAUCAGCGAGAGUGGACUGUUCUGCUGUGAAGCACAAAAUAGCUAUGGCAAAGAUAGGUCCAACAUCUUUGUGUAUUUCCACCAUUGCCCCUCCACAACUACAGCACAAACAUCAGUUCCAUCCAUAAUCUGUGGAGUGGUCUUUGUCCUGUGGAUUCUAACAGUCAUCUUCGGAGUCUAUAAAUAUAUCAGAUUAUCCAGAGACUUUAAGGCAGUAGGUGACACAUACGCCACACUACAGAUCUCAAACGUGACCUCUACUUAUGAGGUCAUACAGAGGAAAGAGUGUGGCAGCAGAGAAGCACACAGAGAGACCAGUGGUAGUGAUAUGUGAACGCUGCAGAGGGGACAGAGGCAGUAACACCAUGAGCGUAACUCUGGAUUCACGGUUUCGGCUCUACCUGAGAGACGUGAAUACAGGGAACGUGGUCGUCGACCUCAUCAGAAUUGUUUUAAUCUAUCAGAUACAUGUAAAUAACAAGCUUAAAUCAAGCAUUUCACUUUGUCAUCUCCCAAAAUGUUGGUUUUACCGUCCAUUUCCACCCUUUGUCUCUUUCAGUUCAUCUAUAUUUGAUUUUAUUGCACACUUGUAUAUUCAUUUUGUAAUCAUAUCACAUUCAUUCAUUUCUUGAUGAUGAUUAGGAUGAUGAUGGUUAAUUGUACUAGAUAGUUCUUCACUUGUGGUCCUAUGCAGCUCAGUUGGUACAGCAGGGCACCAGGAUAGUGGGUUUGGUUCCCGGGACAAACCGUAUGUAAA